UUGAUAAUUUUGUUUCUGCUCAUCUCAACCUACUGCAUCCAGACAUAUCCACUUUCAUUUAAUACUAUCAUGUCGUCCAAGAAAGAAAAACACUUGACUUUGCUUGAUGUUAAACAUCUCGAUUCAAUCAAGCCCCCUGCUUCCCUUCCAGGAACAAACGCUUCAUCCACCGUACAGGCCAACAAAGUCGAGCACCUGGUGAACAAAAUACCAUAUUCAAGUGGCUGUUUGACUGAGAAGACGUCGGCCCCUUUAACCCAGAUAAACGAAAAGAUCAAGCAUGACCAGCACCGAGAUGAGGCUUUGCUCCACCCUAGCAAUUCCGGAUACCGAUCUCUGCCAGUACUGCAUAAAGUAUGUCCUUGGAAAAGCUUCAAAAAACGAUUUGAUUGUGAUCUAGCUGGCACUGUAGCCAUAGUUACCCGUCGAUCCGAUCCUUCAGAUAUUCAGACAAUUCGCCAGUUUGCACCUAAAGAUGGCAAGAAUGUAAUGCAGGCUCUUCGUUCUCUUCGUCAUGAGAAGAUCUUCUCCGCUACGGAGUGCUUUCAGUUUGAUGGUAUAUUAUAUACCGUGAGUGAAUUUUACCCGCUCACUCUUGAACACAUCGUUGCAUGCAAAGUUUUCCCCAAUGAGCGGCAGCUCGCCGCAAUCAUGGAGCAGUUUCUCAGUGGUCUUUCUUAUUUAUCCUCGAAACGGAUCAGGCAUACGUCUCUGAAAAGUUCAAGUAUCCUGAUGAGCAUCGAGGGACAAAUUAAAAUUGCACGCAUAGACUGCUGCCGUAGACGAUCUCCGGAUGAACCAUCAAGAGCCGACCUGAUCUCUGUCGCUAACGUGACUAUGGAAUUGAUGCAGGGCUAUGUAAAAGACGAGGGCGUAGUGGGCGUGGACAGCCUCAACCGCUCGUCUUCCGGUUCCACUGCACUGGACUUCUUAUCAACUACUACUUCUGCCAAUUCAGUGGAUGAGCUCAGGAAGCACCCUCUUAUCACGAAGACCAGUCCGUCUAUGAAAGAGUUAAUGUGGCUAGCAUGGUUUGCGCUCUAUUCCGCACGCACUUUCUGGUCCUAUACUCCUUCGUUGGAUGAGGUUGAAUAG
This is a messenger RNA of Aspergillus pseudonomiae, 1095 nucleotides long. Its product is annotated as kinase-like domain-containing protein. The record is from RefSeq and is a predicted model, not a curated record. The coding region runs from base 70 to 1095 and encodes 341 amino acids. Lineage: Eukaryota; Fungi; Ascomycota; Eurotiomycetes; Eurotiales; Aspergillaceae. Gene Ontology annotation, biological process: protein phosphorylation. The transcript is spliced from 4 exons. Gene Ontology annotation, molecular function: protein kinase activity; ATP binding.